Messenger RNA from Lottia gigantea (owl limpet), 918 nucleotides. RefSeq lists its product as hypothetical. Bases 1 to 918 code for a protein of 305 amino acids. Lineage: Eukaryota; Metazoa; Mollusca; Gastropoda; Lottiidae. The transcript has 6 exons. The record is from RefSeq and is a predicted model, not a curated record.
AUGAACAUCGUGGUGUUUGGGGCUACGGGUAUGGUCGGCGGAUCGGUGAUCAAGGCCCUGCUGAAGAGCAGUCAGAAGAUCAAGGUGAAGGCUGUGACCAGAACACCCACCAGCGAUGCUUCUAGGCAGUUAGCUGAGGAUGGUGUCAUCAUAGCAACGGCGGAUCUGAAUGAUCCACGAAGUUUGGAGAGGGCUUUAAGCGGAGCAUCCUGUGUUUUUCUUUCAACACAUUACUGGGAACAUUUCAACAAAGACAAGGAAAUACACCAGGCAAGUCUUGGUAUGAACGCAGUGGACGCGUGUGUCCAAGCCGGAGUAAACCACAUCAUAUUUCACGGAGGAGAGAAUCCUAAACGGAUGAUGGACAAGGAAUGUGGAUACCUCGAGUCAAAAUCAGCAAUAGAGGAAUAUAUUAUGGAGAAAUGUUAUACGAUGAACUACACAUUUCUACGAUUACCAUUUUUAUACGAGAAUCUACUCAGCGUUUUUAAACCACAUUUCAUCAGACCCGACACAUACGCUUUAGCCUUGCCUUUAGAGGAUAUACCAAUAGACUGUAUGAGUAUAGCGGACAUUGGUAAAGUUGUGUACGUCAUAAUGGGCCGACCCAAGCAAUACCUGAACAAAACUAUUAACCUGUCGGCCGAGAAGAUCACAAUUCAUCACAUGGCCGAGGUCCUGACGAAACAGAUAGAAGAUAAACGGUUCAUCUGUCCGAAGAUUCGUAUCAAAGAUUAUGAACAAUUUCAUUUCAAGGGAGCGAGUGAUAUGGCGGCCUUAUUUGAAUAUUAUCAAUGUCCCAAACAAUCGGGGGAUAUCAAACUGACUCGCAACAUCUACGGACAUCCGGUUUCCUUUGAAAAAUGGGUUCACGAAAAUGAGGAACAACUCACAGAAGUCUUAAAAUCGGAGGAGUGA